GUUUACUUUGGCACCUGAUCGAAGGCAGGCAUCGUCAUAUCAAGUGAACCCAGCCAUGCUCUCUUCGCCGCCGGCUGCGGCUACAGCAGCGCCGCCGUCCUCCGACGAGGAUUUCUUCUCCACAGCCUCCACCUCCACUUCUUCCGAUUCCAAACCGACGUCACCCUGCCCCACCGCUUCCUCACAAAUUCCUCAGAUCCCCAUCGCAUGGCCCGACGACGGAGCCCUAACCGUUUCCUGGGUCACCGACCUCAUGCAGGCAUUCGAAUGGGCUUCACGAGCUACAAUCCCAUCGGAGCUUCCCUCCGUUCUCCCCGUUGCAGUGUUUGAUAAACUUGUACUCGCCGCAUCCAAGAUCCUGCAUAAAGAGCCCAAUUGUGUUAAAAUUGACGGCGACUGUGGGCUGGAUUUAGAUUCCAGAGUUGUGGUUGUUGGUGAUGUGCAUGGUCAAUUACAUGAUGUUUUGUUUCUGCUGAGGGAUUCGGGGUACCCGGAUCAUAAUCGAUUUUACGUUUUCAAUGGAGAUUAUGUAGAUAGAGGUGCUUGGGGUCUCGAGGUUUUUCUACUUCUACUGGCGUGGAAGGUUCUUAUGCCGCAAAGAGUUUAUUUGCUUCGUGGAAAUCACGAGUCCAAGUACUGCACUUCUGUAUAUGGAUUUGAAAAAGAAGUAUUAGUAAAAUAUGGAGAUAGUGGAAAGCAUGUGUACAGAAAGUGCUUAGGCUGUUUUGAAGGACUUCCUCUUGCUUCGAUAAUAGCUGGGAAAGUGUACACUGCGCAUGGAGGGCUUUUCCGUGGCACUGUCGUCACUCCGUCAAAAAGGUCUAGAAAGAAGAAUCGAAAGGUUGUACAUAAUAAUAAUAUUAAUAAUAGCCCGGAGAUGAUUUCUUUAAGUCUUGGUUCGUUAGAAGAGUUGGCAAAAGCUAGAAGAAGUGUACUCGAUCCACCAUGGGAAGGUCAAAACUUGAUUCCGGGUGAUGUGCUUUGGUCGGAUCCAUCAAUGAGUCCUGGUCUUUCACCGAAUAAGGAGAGGGGCAUUGGCCUCUUGUGGGGUCCGGACUGUACCGAACAAUUUUUGAACAAGUACAAUCUUAAGUUGAUUAUCAGGUCGCAUGAAGGUCCUGAUGCAAGGGAUAAGAGAGCUGAUCUUGGGGGAAUGGAUUUAGGGUAUACUAUAGAUCAUAUUGUUGAUUCUGGGAAGCUCAUCACUUUAUUCAGUGCCCCGGAUUAUCCACAAUUCCAGGCAACCGAAGAAAGACACAGAAACAAAGGUGCAUACAUUGUUUUGGAACCCCCACACUUCGACACACCUAUUUUCCGUAGUUUUGAAGCUGUGACUCCAAGACCAAAGGUAAAUCCAUAUUAUGAUUUUGAAGAUGUUAUCGAUUCUGACGAAGAACUGGACCUGGUAUCGAUGGUACCGGAUUCCGGUAUGCAGCAACCUGCUGCAUGAAGAUCAUGGAAAUUUGAAGUUGUGAUAUUUUCUUUUGAUUGAAUGUAAUCUAUUAUUCUAUGUACUAUUAACAGAGGCUUUUUAUUUGUUAAUACCUCUGCCCGUUUUCAAAUGUAGAGUAAACUCUUGGGAUGUUACGAGCAGAGUAUUUAUCUCUAUUACCGAAUAUCAUAAUUCGCUACUACUUCGACCUUAUUUGAUAGAAAAUAUAGGAUUAUAUUGAAUAUAGUUGCAUUAGAUAUGUACACAACAUUUAUUACAUGUGAUUCAUUAUCUA
Messenger RNA from Erythranthe guttata (spotted monkey flower), 1727 nucleotides. RefSeq names its product serine/threonine phosphatase 7 (gene PP7). Lineage: Eukaryota; Viridiplantae; Streptophyta; Magnoliopsida; Lamiales; Phrymaceae. The record is from RefSeq and is a predicted model, not a curated record. Gene Ontology annotation, molecular function: hydrolase activity.